This is a messenger RNA of Sclerotinia sclerotiorum 1980 UF-70, 1317 nucleotides long. RefSeq lists its product as hypothetical. The transcript is spliced from 3 exons. Bases 1 to 1317 code for a protein of 438 amino acids. The record is from RefSeq and is a predicted model, not a curated record. Lineage: Eukaryota; Fungi; Ascomycota; Leotiomycetes; Helotiales; Sclerotiniaceae.
AUGACUGACAUUCCGUAUGAGGUUUCGAUUAAUCCCAAUAAGUGCUUCCGUUCCACCCGUCUUGGUCGUACAUGUCAAAUGGCUGGUAGACUUGAGGAAGAGCUGGAUCGAGAACGAAGCAUAGGGAGAGGUGGCUUGUUUGAGCGGCUCAUACACUUAGAAGAACUCGUGGAAAAGGGAAACUCGGAACGUGAAGUGGAGAUACGAAGCGUCCACCAUGGUAUUGGUGGGCUUUGGCAGAAUCUUGAGGCCCUAAACAAACGGACACCAUAUUACGAUGAUCGAAUUGAAGGGUUAGUGGAUGAUGUCCAUAGAAUUCGUGCUAGGAUGAUCGAAGUCGACGAUGCAUCGAUGCGAGUAGAAGAUAGAGUCGAUGCUCUUGAGUAUAUCUCGACACGGAUUCCUAGAACUCGAAAGUGGCCGGGGCGAAAAAGAGCAUCUACGCCUCCUGCUACCAAUAUGGCGAUCACAACCGGAGGCUCGUCAAACUAUUGGCACAGCGGUGUUGUAGGGGAUAUUACAAUACCUGUGAAUGGUAGUGCAUCAGGUCAGGAAUUCCUGGAAGGUGAUCUUUCGGGUGAUCGAUGCGUUGCUCAUUCAUGGACUGUACAUGUCUCACUGAUGCCUACGUCAUCCCAGCCAUUUCCUUUUGAGAAGGACACGGUAGCUUACAAAAGAUGUCUAUCUCGAGGAUUGCAUCGAAAGAUAGUUGUGCCCGAUACAAAUAGUGACUCCUUCAAGGAGGCCGUGAAUUAUGCAUUUGCGCAAGUCUUGCGAGGAAGGCCCUGGCAACCACUCGCGGCCAAGAUUUGCGAGGUUCACAAUCCAAAAGGCCUUCCUAUGCUUCGAGAACUAGAUAGAAAGCUAGUCUGCAGGGAUUAUGAUGUUGAGUUCUUGAAGGAACACUGCGCUGUCCUUGACGGAUGUGGCAGGAUCGAAGACAUAUACAUCGCUCUGCUCGAAGAAACAAUAAACUGGAUCGAGCUGCGGGAGAUCGAGCCUUUCAUCGCAGGAUUAGAAUCUGCAUGGUCUCACGACACAUAUUUAGAUGGACCGCGGUCACAUACACCCCUUCAAGAAUUAGAUGACGAGCUUAAUGAAGUCAUGGUAUCCGAAAAGCGACCAUCAGCUGAUAUGUUACCGUCCUUGCCAGCCAUUGAAAGAUCACCUUCAAGUACGAAGUUGAAGAGACAUGCGUCGGGAAUUUCCAGAACCCCAAGCUUUGGCUCAACUGAGGAAGAAAAUUCUAGGACAAAAUUGAGGCAUAUUUACAAUGGGGCAGGGGCUGAUCUUAGCAGGUGUGCUGAAAUUUUUUGA